This is a messenger RNA of Synchiropus splendidus (mandarinfish), 1811 nucleotides long. It is a transcript of the gene klhdc2, whose product is annotated as kelch domain containing 2. NCBI's taxonomy places the organism in Eukaryota, Metazoa, Chordata, Actinopteri, Syngnathiformes, Callionymidae. The transcript has 14 exons. Gene Ontology annotation, molecular function: protein binding. The record is from RefSeq and is a predicted model, not a curated record. The coding region runs from base 101 to 1444 and encodes 447 amino acids.
CACUUCCGGCCGUGCCUCUGGAGGACUGGAUCGUUCAUAUAUGGCGAACACAUAUAUUUGAAAUUCAGGAAAAGCAGGCGCUUGAUAAGGCACUCGAGACAUGGCGCAGAGAGCGGCUCCAGAGGCGGACGAAGACAUGGGGGAUCCGCCCGCCGAGGAUGAGGACGACGGCUCCGACAGAGACGAAGAGGAUGGCGACAUUGCUUGGAUCUUAAACGACGUGAUGGAGGAGGACGAGGGGGAGGCUGUGGUGGUGUUGGCGGACAACCAGCUGGUUCUGGUGCCGCCUGAGACGGUGCCAGUGGAAGCUCCAGCUGAGCGCAGCGGCCACAUCGCGGUGGUCGACGGGAGCUUAAUGUACGUCUGGGGAGGAUACAAGAGCGCCCAGAACCUGGGCUUCUUUGACCUCUACCUGCCAAGAUACGAGAUGUGGAUCUAUGACAUGGAAGUCGGGGUGUGGACGAAGCAUUCAUGCAGCGGCAACCUGCACAAGUCCAUGUCGGGCAGCUGCGGCGUCUGCCUGGACGGAGUCCUGUACUUGUUCGGGGGUCACCACGCCCGUGGAAACACUAACCGGAUCUACCGCCUGCCCCUGAGGGCCCCCAGCCUGGUGUGGGAGGAAAUGAGGAGUCUCAAAGGCGUCCCUCCGUCUUCCAAAGACAAGCUGGGCUGCUGGGUGCAGAAGAACAGCCUUGUGUUUUUCGGGGGCUAUGGCUACGCCCCCGAGGGGCCCCACCAAGGGACGUUUGAAUACGACGAGUCGUCUUCCUUCCCGUGGGACACCCCGAGGCGAGGCUGGAACAACCACAUCCACAUCCUGGACCUGGAGUCCUGCUCGUGGAGUCAGCCCGUCACCACGGGGAACCCGCCAUCGCCCAGAGCUGCUCACGCCUGCGCCACACUGGGCAGCAGAGGCUACGUGUUCGGGGGGCGCUACAAGAACUACCGGCUAAACGACAUGUACUACAUCGACCUGGACACGUGGGAGUGGCAUGAAGUACUGGUCCCCCAGCAGGGUCCGAUCGGCCGGUCCUGGCACUCCUUCACGCCAGUCUCGCCGGAUCAAAUCUUUCUCUUCGGGGGCUUCACCACCGACAAGCAGACGCUGAGUGACGCCUGGCUUUACUGCGUCAGCAAAAACCAGUGGAAGCCGUUCAAACACGGCCACACCGACAGCCCCAGACUGUGGCACUCGGCCUGUGCCGGUCCCGACGGCGAGGUCUUCGCGUUCGGAGGAUGCGCCAACAACCUCAUCUCUCAUCAAAGAGCCGUUCACAGCAACAAGCUCCUGGUCUUCAACGUUCAGCCCAAGUCACUGUUCCGCGUCUGCAUGGAGGCGAUCCUGCAGCACCGCAGUCGCCUGGCCAGCUACUGGGACUGUCUGCCCAAGCACCUGCUGAGCAACCUCAAGCGGAGAGUGCUCACCACACAACUGGGCUCAUAGUGGCGCACACAGGAGCCCAAACAUCACGGGUCAGUUUGGACGUCCACGCCACACUACUUUACUCUGGUCUGCAUUCAACAGCUAGCUCACGUUAGCCGCGUCUUUCAUUUAAGCAAAGCAUCUCAUAUGAAAGGUUUUAUUUGUAUAUAUUGGUAUUUAUAUCCAAGUGGUCUCUGGCUCUGUGAUUCUUAUUUAACUUAAAAAACACGCUUCAUUUCCUGUGGGACGAUGUGGAGCCGCCGCCACCCAAAACACUUGUGUAAAUACAACUUUUCUAUUCGCCUGGUUUGCACAUUUGCCAUUUUGUUUUUAUUGUAAAUAAUUGUCAUGAGGAAUAAACAGAGUUUGUCUUCUCUUUUGAACUUUA